Molecule: messenger RNA, 2548 nt
Organism: Acipenser ruthenus (sterlet)
Lineage: Eukaryota; Metazoa; Chordata; Actinopteri; Acipenseriformes; Acipenseridae
Product: serine/threonine-protein kinase pim-1
Exons: 6
Coding region: 402-1352 (316 amino acids)
Biological process (GO): negative regulation of apoptotic process; protein autophosphorylation
Cellular component (GO): cytoplasm
Molecular function (GO): protein serine/threonine kinase activity; ATP binding
Source: RefSeq, a predicted model, not a curated record
AGAGUACUUCACGGGAAAAAAGCCUCUCCCUUUUACUACGUCUGUAUAUCAGUGUAUUACCGCUGAAAAGCAAACAGUAGUGAAUGCCGGUGUGGUGUUGUGUUCAUAUCGUCGUGUGGCAAUACUUUAUUAUUAUUAUUAUUAUUAUUAUUAUUUAUUUAUUUUGAUUGCAUUGUAACUUAUUUGUUAUUGCUGUCUCGGACUUGAACUUGGCGAAUAUCUACUGGAUAUAUAUUAUACAAAACAAAAUAUAAUAAAAACCACUUUUCUGGAGAAAAGCAAAAGGCCUGCCUGAGUGAAGGGAUAUCUCCGGCGUUUGUUCUCACAACGUGGAUUCUAUUAUACAGAAGAAGGUUAAACUGAAGUCCCUGUUUCUUGAGAGGUCCGCUGGAUUUUAAGGAAUGCUGCUUUCAAAGUUAAACUCUUUUGCUCAUAUCUCUGCUGUAGAUGUGCCGGCAAAAAUCCAAAUCCAGCAAGUGAAAGAGCGGGAUCCCUUUGAGAAAGUCUAUCAGAUCGGCGCUGAGCUGGGAAGCGGUGGCUUUGGUACAGUUUACACCGGCGUGAGGAUUGCUGACGGAGCGCCGGUGGCAAUAAAGCAUGUGGCGAAGGAUCGUGUCGCUGAAUGGGGAGAACUGCCCAAUGGGUCCCGUGUCCCAAUGGAAGUGCUGCUUCUGAAGAAAGUGGGGACCGGUUUUCGGGGUGUCAUUAAGAUGCUUGACUGGUACGAGAGACCCGACAGCUUUAUCAUCGUCAUGGAGAGACCCGAGCAUGGGAAGGAUCUUUUUGAUUUUAUUACCGAAAAGGGAGCUCUGCCAGAGGAGCUGGCUAAAAACUUUUUCAGGCAAGUUCUGGAGGCGGCCAGACAUUGUCACAACAGUGGAGUAGUUCACAGGGACAUUAAAGACGAAAACAUCCUCAUAGAUCUGAGAACCGGGGACCUGAAACUCAUUGACUUUGGAUCAGGAGCGCUGCUCAAGGACACUGUGUACACUGACUUUGACGGCACUCGAGUGUACAGCCCUCCCGAAUGGAUCCGCUACCACAGGUACCAUGGCAGGUCUGCCACGGUGUGGUCUUUGGGAGUCCUCCUGUACGAUAUGGUGUGUGGAGACAUCCCCUUUGAGCAGGACGAGGAGAUUGUGAGGGGACAGGUCUUCUUCAGGAGACGAAUCUCAACAGAGUGUCAAAACCUCAUCAAGCUGUGCCUCUCUCACCGGCCCUCAGACAGACCCUCUUUCGAGGAAAUCCUCAAUCACACGUGGAUGCAGAGCGUGGCGCUCCCACAGGAGACCACGGAAAUCAGACUGCACAGCUUGAGCCAUGAGACUCAAGCCAUCACAGCGGAUCACUAGAGCCGCUAAGAGAGAGAGAGAGAGAGACUUGCUAGAGUAAAUGGGAACCGGACUCCUUUUUCUGUAGGAGGCGUGGGAGCUGAACCCUUUUCCAAAUAACCAAAUCACCCAAGCCUGUAUUGAUGAGGGGAAAGGGGGAGUCGCCAUCACUUCACUUUGCAGCCCCCUUUACUUCUCAAACUUUUGAACCUUAUGCACCAUAUACUGUUUACUGUGAGGCUGGCUGGGGCUAAAAGCUACUCUGCUACAAGUGCAAGAACCCCAAGGACCAGAGCUGUGGAAUAGUUCUGCACCAGCUUGAAUCCACACGUCGCCAUGUACUUGAGCACAGUGCAGUAUAGAGACAAGCCUGACUUUCAAAAAUAACUUUUCUUCAUUUCUGAGUGCCUUCUACAAGAGCAGAAACAGCAGCCUGUGAAAAUACUUGAAAUGGUAAUGCCACUUUGUUCUGUUUCUUCUUCAUUCCCUCCCUCCUGCCUCGCAGGUACGUCAAGCCUGCAGCUCCCAUCGUCCAGGGCAACAUCGUAACCUCUUCAGCAACUAAAACUAAUGACUGUGACCUCACUCAGCUUUCCUCCUGUCAGGCUCUUCUAAAAACCCUUUAUGCCAAGGCAUGCUGGGACAGUGAUGAAUGCACAAGCAAUGCAACAACAAAAAACUCUACCUUUUUGUAAAUGUGUGUGUGUGUGUGUGUGUGUAAAUAAUAUAUAUAUGUGUGUAUAUUUUGGUUUUGUUUUUUUCUACUGUGGCGCUGAUGUGUAAUUCUUAAUUUAUUUGCGUGAAGUUAAACGGUUUUCCUCAAAUAAAUUAAUUAAUUUAUUUAUUUAUGAAGAUGACCUCUUUUCCAGCACAGCCAUUCAUUCCACAGUAACUGUUUCAGAAGGGCCCACAUUUCCCCCCCACCAUAUUUAUGGCCUAAAGUAUAAAAUCUAUUUGUUUUUUAAAGAAUAAUUUCAAGAUUAUUAUUUUUUUGUUGUAAAUAAUCCUCCAAGCACUUCUGUUUUUCAAUGCACAAUGUAUUGUGCAUUGGAAGGGUAGAGUACAUCUACUCAAAGAAGGCAGUUUUUGUUUAUAUUUUUGUCUGAACUGUACACUAGUUUGGUUGCAUGUAUGCAGCUUGGGAUUUGAAUUAGAACUGUAAAUUAUCUAGAAUAAAUUAUUUUUGUACAAUUUCAAUAAAAUACAUUUUGCCUUAA